Scomber japonicus (chub mackerel) is the source of this 4277-nucleotide messenger RNA. RefSeq names its product RNA binding motif protein 25b (gene rbm25b). The transcript is spliced from 19 exons. NCBI's taxonomy places the organism in Eukaryota, Metazoa, Chordata, Actinopteri, Scombriformes, Scombridae. The record is from RefSeq and is a predicted model, not a curated record. The coding region runs from base 152 to 2653 and encodes 833 amino acids. Gene Ontology annotation, biological process: mRNA processing; regulation of alternative mRNA splicing, via spliceosome. Gene Ontology annotation, molecular function: mRNA binding. Gene Ontology annotation, cellular component: spliceosomal complex.
ACUGUUUUCGAAGGCCUGUGACGUGACUAGCCAGCGUGCUAAUCCAACAGUCGGACCGUUAGGCCGAUUUUCCUAAUUUAUCAACUCUUGAUAGCUGUUUUUAUCCAUUUAAACGCCACCUGAAUCGGGGUCGGUCAGACUCGGACCCAGGAUGUCAUUCCCACCUCAUUUAAACCGGCCACUGUUGCCUCCUCCUGGGAUGCCCCCUCAGUUUGCUGGCUUCCCCACAGCCGACAUCUGGCGACCCUCUGGAGGGGCCCUACAAUUAGGAACUCCAAUGAUCCCAGUUCACAUGGGUAUCAUGACUCCUACGCCCACAGUAAUGGUGUCUUCGCUGCCAGUGCUUAGUAAGCCUGCAAUGCCGAGGAAGGACAUUGUUGCUGUGCGAGCCAAAGACAAUGAUGACAGUGGCCCCACCACCACAGUGUUUGUGGGGAACAUUUCAGAGAAAGCUUCAGACAUGCUGAUCAGACAGCUGCUGGCGAAAUGUGGAAUUGUCCUAAGCUGGAAGAGAGUCCAGGGAGCCUCUGGCAAGCUUCAAGCCUUUGGGUUUUGCGAGUACAAGGAACCAGAGUCCACAUUGCGAGCCUUGAGGCUGCUUCACGAACUGCAGAUUGGAGAAAAAAAUCUGCUGGUGAAGGUGGAUGCCAAGACGAAAGCACAACUCGACGAGUGGAAGGCUAAGAAGAGGACUGAAAAUGGGAAAGGGAAGGCUGAAGAUGGAGGAGGAGAUGAUGAGGAAGAAGUUCUCGACGAGGAAACUCAGAAGAAGGAUCAGAUUAUCAAAGGUGCCAUCGAUGGAUUAAUGCGGGAAUAUGCUGCAGAGCUCAAUGCGCCUUCACAGGACGAGGAUUCCCAGCGACGAAAGAGAAAAAAGGAUAAAAAAGAAGAGGAUGACAUAAACACUAUUGAUAUAGAAGAAGACAAGAGAGACCUGAUUUCCAGAGAGAUUAGUAAAUUUCGUGACACUCACAAGCACACUGAUCUGAAGACUGGCAAGAAACUGGAAGAGGAGAAGGACAAACGGGAGAAAGAGCGGCUGGAAUUUGAGCGGGAAAGGCGGGAGCGGGAAAAAGAGCGGGAGCGGGAAAGAGAGCGGCGGGACCGCGAGAGGGAGAAGGAACGGGAGAGGGAACGGGAAAGGGAAAGGGAACGAGAGCGAGAGAGAGACCGCGACAAAGACCGCGACCGCCGGACCAGAGACAGAGACCGAGACAGAGACUGGGACAGGGACAGAAGCCGGGACAGGAGCCCCGAGCGCAGCCGAUCCAGGGAGGUGAGUCGAGAUCGUGACAGAGAAAAGAAGCGAGACCAAGAGGACGAAGAGGAGGCGUAUGAACGCAGGAAACUAGAGAGGAAACUCCGAGACAAAGAAGCAGCCUAUCAGGAGCGCCUAAAAAACUGGGAGCUCAGGGAGAGGAAGAAAGCACGGGAUUAUGCCAAAGAGGGUGAGAGGGAAGACGAACGCCGGCGAGAGAUGGUAAAAGAGGGCAAACGGCUGAAAGAGUUUCUUGAAGAUUAUGAUGAUGACAGAGAUGACCCCAAGUACUACAGGGGCAGUGCGCUGCAGAAGCGUCUCAGAGACCGAGAGAAGGAGAUGGAGGCGGACGAGCGUGACAGGAAGAGAGAGAAGGAGGAGCUGGAGGAGAUCAGACAGAGGCUGUUAGACGAGGGACACCCAGACCCAGACGCAGAGCUGCGCAGGAUGGAGGAGGAAGAGGCGGAGCGUCUGAGACAACCUCCCAUCAUCCAAGAGCCAGAGCCCGAGGAGGAACGGGCGCGCCACAGGAGUUCACGAGAUCACCGGGACCGCCGAGGAGAACAGGAAAGAGCAGAACCCCGCCACCGCCACGCCCCCUCAGACGACGAGGUGGAGGAAGGCGAGGAUGAAGACUUCGACAACGACGAAGAUAACCCAAACGCAAAACCGUGCCUCAAGCCCACAAUGCGGCCCAUCACAGCAGCGCCGUCCGUGUCGUCGGCCAGCGGCAACGUAUCCCCCAACACGCCCGGAAACGAGUCGCCAGUCGGCAUCAUCAUCCCCCACGAGAACUCGCCACCUGAAGCACUGCCUCAGGAGGAGAACCGGCCCAAGAUCGGCCUCAGCCUCAAACUGGGUGCCACAGGAAGCCCCAGUCAACCCAAUGUAGGCAAGAGGAAGAAGCUGCCCGUGGACAGCGUCUUCAACAAGUUUGAUGACGAGGAGGCGGACGAGCAGCCACGCAAGAGGAAGCUGGUGCCCCUGGAUUACGACGACGACAAGAGCCCGGGAGUGGACGGGGCCGUGCUCAGUAACAUAAAGGGAGCCAACAGCGAGGAGAAACGCAAACACAUCAAGAGCCUGAUAGAGAAGAUUCCCACAGCGAAACCAGAUCUGUUCUCCUACCCGCUGGACUGGUCUAUGGUGGACACGACGUUAAUGGAACGACGCGUCCGUCCCUGGAUCAAUAAAAAGAUCAUUGAGUACAUCGGAGAGGAAGAGCCGACGUUAGUGGACUUUGUCUGCUCCAAGGUGAUGGCUCACGGUACACCACAGGGUAUUUUGGAUGAUGUUGCUAUGGUUCUUGAUGAAGAAGCUGAAGUCUUUAUAGUGAAGAUGUGGAGGUUGCUCAUUUACGAAACAGAGGCCAAGAAGAUUGGACUGGUGAAAUAAGCAAAACAACCACUAAAAUGAAGAUCAACCGUUUUUUUUUUGUUUUUUUUUCAUAUUGUGUACAAUAGUGUAGUGUAAUUAUGUCACCCCAAACAAAGCGACUUGUAAACGCUCAUUCUUACAUUUGCACCAGUUGUUCAGGUCAUUUCUGUUGUUCUCUCAACAUACUCAGGCCACAUUCACCUCCCCUCUCUGUCAGGUGCUGACUGUGUCUGUGUGCUUUAGUGUAUAUGCAGUACGUCACUAUUUGACUAAGAUGAAAUAAUUCUGACGGGACGCUGCUGACAGACACCCAGGACCAUUACUGUGUUACAAGAUAAGGUCUCUCUGUCUUCUACUUUUACUUCUGUACAUGCAAACUUGUUUUUUUUUGUUGUGGGAAUUCAGUUUACCAGUUUCAUGAACAUUUCUUUCAAAUCUUUAAGGGAGAUUGAAGUUUGUUUGUCCCCCCCCCCCCCCAAAUCUGGACCCUAGUUUCCUUUCCAUUUUCAUUUUGUGUUUGUAAGUGACAAACAGGGACAAAAUGUGUUUGGAAUUGGACCAGUACUGCGUGAGAUUGCUUCAGCCAGCAGCCUAAUGUCUGACAAUGAAAGUAAACACAGGAACCAGCUGACUGUUAGCAGCAUUGCAGCUAACUUGGCUAUGGUACUGCAUCCAGAGAAGUUUGCAAGUGUCCAAAUUACAGAGAUAAAAUGAGUAGAUCCAAACUGAACUAACGCUGGACGAUAAAGACUUCCAUACUGUAAUUCCUCAGUCGCAUGUUGAAAUCACUUUUUUUUUUCUUACCGUGUUGAGCUGAGUUUUUGAUCUAGCCGGCCAUGCUCUUUUUCUUCCAGUUGGUUUUGUGGAGAUAGAACAGUCUCCACAAUGACAAUGUUGAUAAACGCUGUAAAUCCACUUGCAGUAUUUACACAGCUGGGAUUACUCUCAUCCGUGGACAUUUGUAGGCUUUCAGUAUCCGGCAGCAACAGGUCCCACUCUGUAGAAAAGAUUUUCCUCUUUUCCGUUACUUUACACCACAAUGCUGCUGUGUUUACUGUCAUUGUCAGACUUACAAUAACUUGAGCCUGUCAGUGGCAAAAACGAGCACUUUUUAGUAGACAAACUUUGAAGGAUGUCAGUACUGGACCUGUUCCAAGAAUUUGACCCCAAAUCACAAGAAAGCAGAAGCCAGGUUGAAACAUACAGGAAUUCCCCUUUUUUAAAAAGGUGUGAAAAUGUAAGUUGGUUAACUGGACAGAGAUUUUAGAAAAUGCAGAACUACAACCAGGAUGUGAUUUUUUUUUUUUUACAGUUACUUAUUCAGGGUUUUGGACACAACUCAAGUUAACAGAUUCUCCAUUUUUUUUCUGAUCACAUUCCUGAUAAACGUGUUGGCAUGUUCUCAUCAUCAGGCCAUCUCAUAAUGCACCUUGUGGUCAUUUGAAACGUGUCGACUGACAAAACCCACAGAAUAUCUCGGGUGGCGACAUCCCUGCAGCUAUAAAAAGCACACACACGUCAUAACCACUAUAUAGGAAAAUGAGCUGAGAACAGUGGGGGAAAUAAAGAUUUGCAGCUGUGAAGAUGCUCUCCAUUUGUUUUGUAUUGGUGAAACAUUUGAAUAAAAUUGAUUUUUAUACAU